Molecule: messenger RNA, 2370 nt
Organism: Alternaria hordeiaustralica
Lineage: Eukaryota; Fungi; Ascomycota; Dothideomycetes; Pleosporales; Pleosporaceae
Exons: 1
Coding region: 1-2370 (789 amino acids)
Source: RefSeq, a predicted model, not a curated record
AUGUCGUCUCAACUGAACGACUCGUCUCGCAGUACGGAUCCCGCCUCUGCCCAGCCAGAUGCAACAAACUGUCCCGAGCCUGGCUUCAUUCCGAAACCGCUUCGCGCAAGGAAGAGAUUAUACGACCCCAGUCUGACUGCGGGGAUGCGCCCACCCGACACAAACAUGACAACGGAUGCUCCAAAUGUGGAAGCCACAAAAGAGCGUGUAUGGACCGAGGAAACCCAAAACCUCCGCGUGGAAGCUACCAAGCUGCUGGCUGCCAAACUCUCCAGGUUCAGGAAGCUCAGUUCACCUAAUGCCGCGAUCAUGCAACGUGAGCCCGAGGUCUUCGCUAAGCAAUGGGAGUUCGACAUCUGGACCCGAUCGAUACAAAGCUCCGACAGGAAGAAGUACGACGACGAAGUCAGAUCAACCUUGCGACUCCUCACGAAGUGUGACAAGAAGUGGUCUGAGGCUUGGCCAGUCGAUGAUGGAAGUUAUUGGUCAGGUGAAGAAUGGUUCGUUUGGGAGAUGGACAGAUUGAACUUCGACAUGCUGGAGAACGAGAGCAUCGCAUCUGGGCCACAUUCUGCAGACACUUCAGCCAGCCUCAGCUAUGUAUAUACUCAAUCCGACUCCGCUACCGAAGCCACCGAGGCCAUACUCAAUGCGGACAACCAUCGAGAAGGCCUCUCAACAGAGGCGCAGCUGCGCAAAGACAACCGUCGAGGCUUCCGAAGCCAUAUCCGAGGCAUCUGCGAGUUGCUGAGAUCCGCGAAUCAUACAGCGAACCUUGACGUCGUCGCGCUUGCAUCAUCUUGGGAGUCCGAAAUUUGGACCUCGUUGCUCGAGCACGAAGACUGCAACACUUCAUAUAACGAGGACAUAGAUGAGGCACUGGAAGACUUGGAUGACUGGAAAACGUACUGGGAUUCUUCUGAAGGCGACCCUGAAGGCAGCCGAACCGGUCGGCAGCUCUUCCUCGACUACGUUCAACAGCUUCAGGCGCGCGACGCUUCUUCAGAUGGGCUGACUGAACUGCAGAAUGAAGUCAAAGCAUCGACAGAGCCCUCACAUCCUCACGAAGAUGGUGAAGAUGCUUGCUCCUCCAUUGAGACCGACAAUAAUGAUGGUGGCGUCGACGUUGGCUCAGACGACGAGUCCGAGGAUGACCAGACUGAAACGCAAUACGUCACUGACGAGACCUCUGAAGACCAUGGCCUUGAUUCAAAUACUGCCGACGAGCUCUGGGAUCUUGCUGGGGGUAACGAAGAGCUAUCAGAUGAUUCUGCAGACGACGCUGAAGAUAACGAAAUAUAUGAUAAGUCUGACGAAAGCGACGAUGAGGAUGAAAGCGAAAACACCAUAGAUGGUGUCAACUUUCACCCUAGCUCCCCUGUCGCAGCAUCUCCGGUAGCAUCAGCUAUCACUUUCACCUUCAAGCCUUCUCAAAGCAGCGUCGCUGUACCUACCAUCCCGUCCAGCUUCGACCCUGAAAACUGGACUGGUGCAUUCGAUUUCACGGCACCCCCAGGCGGCGACAUGGCCGUCAAUGGAUCUCUUUCGGCUGGCGAUGAUGUCGCCAGUCAGACUUCAGAGGUUCAAGACCUCAAAGACUCUGAGCAGAUUGAGGAGGUUGCCGCCGACGAUAGCCUGGAGCCUACUACUUCUUCCCUCGCUGACGACGACGUAACCGCCAGGGUCAGUCAAGAGCGCGCAGUUCAGGAGGUCCCCCUGGCCGCUCCAAAGGAGCAUGAGACGGAAAGGCCACAAAAGGCCGUCUCAGUAGACUGCUCUGGUAGGAUCAGAGAGCUGACUGCUGCCAUCAAUGCAUGCGAGGCCGAAUGGCUGAACGCAAAUGCAGGCAAUUGCGCUCCUUCCGCUUUCGUCGAGCUCGCCGGUAAUCUCGAUGACAUUGGUGCGAAGAUCACCAAUAAAGGUGAUUUCUCUUCCCCGUCGGCAUUGAGCAAGAUCGAGGCGCUGUUCGCGAAGUGGGAAGCUUUUGUCAACACCAUGAAAGCCUUCAUCGGCAUCAAAGAGUACUUCCAUCCCGACAACGAGUUCCGCUUCAAUCGACUUGUCACGCUAUAUCGCUCAGAUGUCGAGAUGAUCCCCGUGUACGAAACCAUGAGUCGCAUGCCAGGCGCUCAAGAAUACUGGUUGGGUGAGGCAAACAAGCGACGAGAGAGCAGAGAUGAUAAUCUGAAGAGCAUCAACAAUGAGAUUGCAAAGAUGUUUGGUCUUCGUCAAGCCUACCGCCAUGAGCUUGAGAUGCUGAACGGGCAAGUAGACGACAAGGCGUUCAAGGAGUUUGGCAAGAUGACCCUUAACAUGGUUCACGAACGCAUUUUGGAGGUGAAUGAGGCUUUAGGCCUGGAGGACUUGUAG